UCCGGUGACACAGCGGCGUACUACCACCAACCCCAGAAAAACCAGAACAUAUUACCUUUCCACUAACACACUCGUCGAGUCCUCCGAAAACACCUUCAGCACAACCAGCCAGAGCACUGGCAAAGACCCAAGCAAGACCCAUCACCAUACAUCAAUGUCAACGCCUUCAGGCAAUUUGCCACCUCUAUUCCACGGACACUAUGACGAGAAUUCGGCCAGCUUCAUACGAAGCUUCGAAAGAUUCAUCAUCAUUAAUCAUGUUACGGAUGAGGCGACAAAGAUGUUGCUGUUCAAUACAUUCAUCUCCGCAGGUUCAAAAGCGGAUGUGUGGUGGACGAAUCUGAGCACCCAAGAGAAAAGCACAUGGACAGCGGUUAAGACUGCCUUCCUGACAAAAUGGCCAGCAAUAGUCGUUGCGGUGAAAACCCAGGGGGAGUAUCUGAAGGAUUUGUUAGAGCUGCGCUUGAAGGAAGAUGAAGUUGGAGAACGUAUCGUGGUAGCAGGGGUCACGACAUGGGCACACAUCUAUUUCCACCACAAGCUAAAGGCUCUUGUGAAAGACGCAGGAGUGGAGAGCGUACCCGUCUUAAUCCAACCAGUCCGCGAAGCGCUCCCUCGAGCCCUCAGGGACCUGACAACCGUAGACCCAGCAGAUUGGAAUACUUUCCUAAACGAGAUCAAAGACGUUAACGUGGACGCUCUGCGGGAGGCACGAUAGUAAUCAGUACAUGAGACCAACCAGGAAGGGCAUCAUCGACACCCACACUCAAACCACUUACGUAUUUUGUAGCGAGCUCAGGCUACAUCGUAAUAAGACAGCAAAUCAAACCUUUUAGAGGCAAUUCGUUCCUACUAGUAGUAGCCACGUAUCAUC
This is a messenger RNA of Suillus bovinus, 874 nucleotides long. RefSeq lists its product as uncharacterized. The coding region runs from base 155 to 718 and encodes 187 amino acids. The record is from RefSeq and is a predicted model, not a curated record. The transcript has a single exon. NCBI's taxonomy places the organism in Eukaryota, Fungi, Basidiomycota, Agaricomycetes, Boletales, Suillaceae.